UUUUAUAGCCUUAAAAUUCAUUUUUUUGCAAUGAAGAAAAUGGAUGCUUUUAGAAGCUAUUUUAUUAUUUUUAUUCUUUUCGCUGCAGCCUUAUUUUUAAGAAAUUGGUCACUUCUGGUGGUUGUUAUGCUUUGCUCUUUUGCUUUUUGGAAGUAUCGUUUACAGCUGGGUAAAACAAGGAAACAGUUGAUGAGUGAAGAGGAAAUGGAAGCUAGAAUAACUGCUUGGGAGCCUUUGCCUCUAGUUCCAGAAACUUGUGAUUCUAAUAUACGUGAACCUCAAACAAUUGAAGGGAAGAUAACCAAAUAUGUCAACAUUAAUGGAAAGGAGUGCCUAAAUAUGAUUUCUUCUGAUUUUUAUGGAUUGAUUGGAAAUGAAAGGAUUGAGGAAGCAGCAAAAGAUACAAUAUUUAAAUAUGGUGUUGGUUCUUGUGGUCCUCGCAAUUUUUAUGGAACCGUUGAUGUUCAUUUAAAUUUGGAAAAACAAUUGGCAGACUUUUUGGGUUGUGAAGAAGCAAUUUUGUAUAGUUAUGGAUUUGCUACAAUUGCUAGUGCUAUCCCUGCUUAUUCAAAAAAGGAUGAUUUGAUUUUUGUUGAUAAAAGUGUCAAUUUUUCUAUUCAAAAAGGACUGCAAGCUUCAAAAAGCAAAAUUAUUUGGUUUAACCACAAUGAUAUGGAUCAUCUUGAAAGGCUUUUAGAAGAACAAUCACUUGCUGAUUCAAAAAAUAAAAAGAAGGCUGCUACAAUACGUAAAUUUAUUGUUGUUGAAGGAAUUUAUGCAAACACUGCAGAUUUAUGCCCCUUGGAUAAAUUGGUUGAAUUUAAAUGGAAAUACAAGGUUCGGAUAUUUGUUGAUGAAUCUCUUUCUUUUGGCGUUUUGGGAGAAAAUGGAAAAGGUGGGUGAGAAAAAUUUAAAAAAGAAUUUUUUUAAAUUUUACUAAUACAAAAUUUGAAAAAUGAAAAUAUUAAAAAAACAUUUUUACAAAAAAGGAAAUUUAAUUAAGGAUAGGAGAGAGAGGAUUUUUUGUGAAGUUGAAGGGUUUUGUAUAAAGGGGUUUUUAGAACAUGAUAGUAGAGGGUUUUGUACUAAUAAAGCUGUUUUGAUUUUAAAAAAAGGGAAGAGGAGAAUUUUUGAACAGUAAAUGUUAAUAGUGAGUAAGGAUGGUCUUUUGAAGUUUUGUGCUUGUGU
This is a messenger RNA of Meloidogyne enterolobii, 1188 nucleotides long. NCBI's taxonomy places the organism in Eukaryota, Metazoa, Nematoda, Chromadorea, Rhabditida, Meloidogynidae. The record is from the annotation of a GenBank genome assembly.